Molecule: messenger RNA, 2265 nt
Organism: Trichoderma asperellum CBS 433.97
Lineage: Eukaryota; Fungi; Ascomycota; Sordariomycetes; Hypocreales; Hypocreaceae
Source: RefSeq, a predicted model, not a curated record
AUGGAGAAUCAACGAAAUCCAGCCGAGGCGCAGCGGAGAAAGGUCACUACAUACGGGAAACUAGCUUCUCGCAAACGUCACACCGGCGCAGGUCCAACCUCGUCGCUUCUCCAGGUUUCGUCGACAGAAACAAGCUCUUCAGCAACUUCAGCGACUCAUCGACCUAAACAGCCCCAGCCAUCUCCCUUGCAGACUGACGAUUCUUCGCGACCGCAGAAAACGCUUAGCAGUGCCAGGCAUAUAGCCCUCGAUGCUGCUCGUAAACAACAGGCGAGCGAGACAGACACAACACGCAAACGAAGCCACAAGUCUGCGUUUGGUACGGGAAACCCUGUAGCGGCGAUAGACGUCGUGGCCGCACGCCGGCUUUCCAGGCCAUCUUCAGCCCAGGAGCAGAUACGACACUCCGACGGAGCAGAUGUCAAAGAUACAAAACCGAAUGCUGUUAAGAAUGGAUCGGUAUAUUCCAAGUCCACAACCUCACUACCGGCGACACCAAAAAGAUCGAGUGCUGUUGAACUGGCUGCUAUUGGGCUUGAGAAAGAUAUAGAAGCAAAGAUAUUAUAUGGAAACAAGUCGCCAGAAACGCCGCCGACGCGUCGACGCCGUUUGAUCGAUGCGCUUGUAGCAGAAAAAACUAGUGAUCCCAGCGCUAGCCCAAGCCAGAGUGUCCCUGUAUUUGAGCAUAUCAAUAGGACCGAGCAUAAAGCUCCGGAUGGGCGUCCCAGCAUUCGCAAGGACGCGCCGCUGCGCAGGACCGCCUCCGACACCACUACACUGGAAAAGAGGAAGAUCAAGUUCACUUACAGCCAAUCCCGAAGCAUUCUUCAAGAUUCACAGGAGUCGAAUGCAACUGAGCCCACUGACUUUCCUUCUAUCGAUGAUAUCGACGAACCUUUGAAGCCUCCGUCUCCGACUAUUGAAGAAGACGAUGAUGAUGAUGAUGAUGAAUUGAAGACCAAGGUUGCUAUUAGGAGCGUUCAUGAGCUGCGACGAGCCGGCGCCAAUAACCGAUCGUCAGAUGAAGUCGAUGAUCUGCUUUCUAGAAUCGGAGCACCAGGAUCUUUGGCGUCAACCAUGCGGAGAAAUGCCCUGUGCGAGCUAGCUGAUAAGCUGCAAAACAAAGAGUUUAUGAAUCAAUUUCGUGACCAUGCAUCGCGAGACAACAUAGCCAAGGGAAUUAGUAAGGAGAAAGAUACAAUCAGCGGGUUUCUCCUCGCUGCUGCCUUUGUUAUCUUCCUAUCAUCAGGUCCUGCGCCGCAUAUGCUUCACCAAUUAACAGAAAACAAGGUUGGCGCAUGGUUGAGUAAUCUUCUCAAUAUACAGGAGGAUAUAAACGCUAUAGCAACUCAGAAAUCUUCUAAUAUGCCGAAAACAACCAGAAACUCACUAGCCAGCGUGAAGAAGACACUGCUGGAAAUGCCACUAUGGCAUGGCUACCAAUUGCUGCAUCUCUCUCCUCAAACCAUUGCCUUGCAACUGCUCUCUAUGCUUGUGGGUCUAUUAGACCCCCAAGAGGUCCAAGCUAUAUUGGAUGAUACUGCUACCAGCAUCUCGGAAUUGAGAUCCCAUUUUGCGUCUCUCGACUCUCGCAACGAUGUCAAUUAUGCGCUCACCAUCCGCAUUCUCGAGGCGCAAUCCAGCUCCUUAACCUCCACAAAUGACACUUUUGCCCAAGUCCAGCAAGAAAUGUCCGAGAUCGCUACGUUCCUCCGAAGCAUGCUGCAAGACUGGCCAAAAACCCACAACGACAUAGAUGCUACCUUGUUAAAGCUUGCCAUCAACACAACUAAUAAUGAGACAAGGGCAGCCGCAAUUCAAACCCCCCAGCUGCUAUCAAGCCUAACCUGCUGUAUAAUCUCCGGAUUUUCGGCUGUUGAGAGUGCUAUUCAAAAGUCAACCUUCGAAAGUAACAUUUAUGACGAGCUCCUCCUCAUACUUGGGAUCAUGAUCAAUGUUCUGGAGCACUCCUCGGACGCGCGUAUAUCUAUCGAUGCGGAUGAAAUCAAUCAGCUAAUUUCGACUUGGUCCGAGCUCGAACGUGUAAUGGAAAAGGACGAUUCAGUCGAGACCUCAAAACUCGGCAUAGCAUACAGCUACCUCGCUAUAGUGCUGGGAUAUUCAUACUUAGGUCACCCGGAGCUACCGGUCACAAACGGCUUGCUCCCAGCUAUACAACACUUCAUAACGAUAUAUAAGACAGUCAACCACAAAACAGUAGAGCUGGAAAGCCUUGUACAUAGCCUCUCUGGAAGAUCCUGUUAG